AUGUACUGCAUUCGAGGCAUUAAACAUAGCAGUGGCACACUGGCAUUUGACGGGGCCAGCAUACACAAGAAACCCGUUUUGGGGGUGGCAGUGAUGUCGCCUGGCCUGAAAAAGGCUAUUUCUGCUGGCGUUUACAAUCUAUCCGCGGUAAAAGCAGCAGGUGAAAGUAUAGGUACGCAAGUCCAAUGUGAUCUACUCCGUAUGGUAUUAGAUUCCUUGCCACAUCUUAAUAGUAUCGAGAUUGUUGUCUACUCUACAGGCACGGCCAGUGAAUGCUUAGAACCCGCGGUUACAAUGAAACAACGACGCCCAUACAUCAACUACUGUCCCGAUCUUGCACAUGUGGUCAAUAUCAUGUUCAAGGAUCUUUGUAGUAUUAUCGAAGAGAUCAAAGAGUGGUUGAACAAAGUGGAUAUAAUAUGCAAGUAUUUCAAUAGCAGCCACUUUAUGACAACCUACCUAGCUAAAUUGACUGCUAGGAUGAACGAUGGCAGAAGCUUGGACCAGUCGAUUCGCAUAUCGCGUCACUAG
Molecule: messenger RNA, 531 nt
Organism: Sphaeroforma arctica JP610
Lineage: Eukaryota; Ichthyosporea; Ichthyophonida
Exons: 1
Coding region: 1-531 (176 amino acids)
Source: RefSeq, a predicted model, not a curated record